AUGGCCACUAGAAACUUACUAGCCCUCUCGGCUUUGGGGAGCUACAGUGGGCAUCAAGUUGUUGUACCUUUUGUUAAAAAUUCAAGGUUUUUCGGUAGUUCUAAAAUGAGUAGUGACACUCAAACGCUGGAAUUGUACUACAAUCUGAGCGCACUUAACAACAAACUUCGUUCACACGGAUACAGCACUUUGGUAAGCUGGGAAACAUUUCAGAAUGUUUGUCGGAACAAGCUGGACUUACUGCUAUAUAUAAACUAUGGUAAUAUAGCUUUUCACCGAGGGAAAAAGACAAAAUGUAGCGGUAAUCAAUGACAUCAAGGUUUCGUUAAAGGUUUCAGAGUACUGAAAACAAUUUGCGUGGAUUCCGGGAUGCUUUCUUCGGUUGAAGAUUUUCUAAAGGACGUGAUCAAAGGAAAUAAAUGUGUUGGGAUCGAAGACUGGACGGGAAAUGGAACACUGACUUCAUAUCGAGCUUUAUUCCCACUUCCUUCAAACAUCCAUCGUCCUCUCGAUCAUAAAAGUAUAAGUCUAUUUUUAAUGAAAACCUUUUGGAAAUCGCUCAACACUUUAUUUCAAAGAUGUUAG
Messenger RNA from Porites lobata, 585 nucleotides. NCBI's taxonomy places the organism in Eukaryota, Metazoa, Cnidaria, Anthozoa, Scleractinia, Poritidae. The record is from the annotation of a GenBank genome assembly.